Naumovozyma castellii is the source of this 1977-nucleotide messenger RNA. It is a transcript of the gene MSD1, whose product is annotated as aspartate--tRNA ligase MSD1. The transcript has a single exon. The coding region runs from base 1 to 1977 and encodes 658 amino acids. The record is from RefSeq and is a predicted model, not a curated record. Lineage: Eukaryota; Fungi; Ascomycota; Saccharomycetes; Saccharomycetales; Saccharomycetaceae.
AUGUUUUUGUUGAAGACUGGUGUGUCACAUCACAAUUUUCAUACCCUUACCAGACUUCCAGCUCAAUUGCCGUCUAAGAACUUCGUCCUCGAUAAAUUCCAUUUCUCUAAGGAAACUAAGAGUAUCAAGCAGCUCUAUGAGACUCAAAAUACUGGGUCUCGUGUUACAUGCACUGUAAACGGAUGGAUAGACACGAAACCGAAACGAAUAGGUAAAAAUCUUACUUUUAGUCAGUUAAGAGAUGUUAAGGGAGAUACAGUACAACUGGUAGAUUCCGGUUCCCAAUUGAAAGCAUUGAAUAGGGAAGAUGUGAUACAGGUAAACGGUACCUUGAUGAAAAAGAAAGAGAAGUCUGUAUCCUCGGCUGAAAAUAUAUUUGAGUAUGAGAUACAAGUGGAAAAAAUAUCUGUCCUGAACUCAUCGAAUGAGAAGCCAUCCCAAUUGCAUGAAUUUAAGAAAGAUGGUAAUUAUCCACCCGAGUAUAGGUUUCUUCAAUUGAGACAUCACAAAUAUCAGGAAUUCUUAAGGAAAAGGUAUCAAAUAUCUUGUAAGCUAAGGCAGUUAUUAAAUGAAGAAGAGUUCCUUGAGAUUGAAACCCCAAUUUUGUUCAAACCUACGCCUGAAGGUGCAAGAGAAUUUCUAGUGCCAACAAGGACCAAGGAAAAUUCAACGCCGUCAUUUUAUUCUUUAACACAAAGUCCACAACAAUAUAAGCAAUUGUUAAUGGCUAGUGGUGUUUUCAAAUAUUUCCAAGUAGCCAGAUGUUUUAGAGAUGAAGAUUUAAGAGCAGAUCGACAGCCAGAAUUUACUCAAAUUGAUAUGGAGAUGUCCUUUUCUAAUGGUGAAGAUGUGAUGGCCCUUUUGGAGCGACUUGUUCCUACUACUUGGGACCAAUUUAGCGUCAAUAGUAGUCUUCUAACUUUAAAUUCUUUUGGAAAGCUUAUAUCAAUAGCUGAUAAUGGAGGCAAAAUUAAUAGAAUGCCUUAUAGGACAGCAAUGAGUGUUUAUGGAAUUGAUAAACCGGAUUUAAGAGCACCAAAUUUGAAGAUUUUAGAUUUAUCAGAGUUUAACGCAAAGGGACGUCUUGAUAAGGGGUUUCCCGUUUUUGAAGUUUUGAUUUUAAAGAACGCCUUUAAAGAUAUUGAUGAUUUUAAAAAGAAUUGGAGUUUCUUGGGCGAUUCAAACAAUUACACAUUUAGAGCACCAGUUAUACAACCAAUAAACGAUGAAGAUUUAAAACAGAAUUGGUUUGAGAAAUUUCUUGGAAUUGCUACAUUUGAAAAUCCUAAAAUGAUCUCGAACUAUCUAAAGUUGCAAGUUGGUGAUAUUGUUUGUGGUAGUACUAGGGAACCUUCGACUGCGAUUUACGAAAAUCCAACGCCUUUGGGAACGUUACGAAAAUUGGUAUUACAAUCCUCUCUGGGAAAAGAAUUAUAUAUGGAAACUAAACAUGAUGUGGCUAGUUGGGUGGUUGAUUUCCCACUCUUUUCUCCAGUCACUGCUCCUGUGAAACCAGAAAUGCAAUAUCCAGUUUAUGAACAUGACAAAUUGGUGUCCACACAUCAUCCCUUUACUAUGGUUCAACUUCAAGAUUAUGAAAAACUGAACUCCAAUCCCUCCCAGUGUCGUGGUCAACAUUAUGAUUUGGUUAUCAAUGGUGUUGAACUAGGGGGUGGCUCUACAAGAGUUCAUGAUCCAAUUCUUCAAGAUUACAUAUUUGAAAAUAUCUUAAAGAUUGAGAAUGCAGAAGAAUUGUUCGGACAUUUAUUAAGAGCAUUUGAAAUGGGUACACCACCCCAUGCUGGUUUUGCAAUUGGUUUCGAUAGAAUGUGUGCAAUGCUGUCUGGCACAGAAAGUAUCCGUGAUGUUAUAGCCUUUCCAAAGAGUAUAACUGGGUCAGAUUUGGUGGUGAAAAGUCCUAGUAAAGUGAACGAGGAGUUGUUGAAACCAUAUAACAUAUCGUAUCUGAAAAGAUAA